Messenger RNA from Phalaenopsis equestris, 502 nucleotides. RefSeq names its product transcription factor bHLH148-like. NCBI's taxonomy places the organism in Eukaryota, Viridiplantae, Streptophyta, Magnoliopsida, Asparagales, Orchidaceae. The record is from RefSeq and is a predicted model, not a curated record. Gene Ontology annotation, biological process: regulation of DNA-templated transcription. Gene Ontology annotation, molecular function: protein dimerization activity.
UAAAAUCCGCAUGCCAAGCUGCACCUAACAAAAUUGGUCUCCGUCUCGCGAACGCACGCACUAAUUUCUCUGCCCGAACUCCCCCACCCUUCUCAUAAAUCCGCCGAUCGCAAGCAUCCCUCCCAGUCUCGAGUCUCGUGUCUCGUGUCUGAACAAUCCGCGAUACUGGCGUGUAUAUACCUGAAAAUCGGCGCUCGAUUGUUCUCUUUCCGCGAUCGAAUUACGUGAUGACGUUUUUCAUCACCGAUGGCAAUCCGUCAGCCAAAAAUUUGGAGAGGAAGCAAGAGAUGAGUAAAACAGAGUUGCGGCCGUUGCCCAAGAAAUGGCAUACAAGCCGAGAGCAGAAUACUUACUCCUCCAAGCUCAUUGAGACCCUUGUCCGUGUCCGCAGAUCUACACCGGUGGUCGAAGCGCCCCGCCGAACCCGGGCCAUCCGUGAGGCGGCCGAUCGGAUCCUAGCAAUAGCGGGGCGGGGCCAGAGUCGAUGGAGUCGUGCCAUCCU